Molecule: messenger RNA, 1995 nt
Organism: Electrophorus electricus (electric eel)
Lineage: Eukaryota; Metazoa; Chordata; Actinopteri; Gymnotiformes; Gymnotidae
Gene: ldb2a
Product: LIM domain binding 2a
Source: RefSeq, a predicted model, not a curated record
CAGGGAGCGGGAGAGAGUGCGCGUGGCGAUCUCACUUGCAGUGUUUGGAAGCCUUCCAUGUGCGCUGCAUGGAUGGUGAAUUCUUACUGUACAUCCUGUAAACGCGGCAAGGAAUCAACAUGUCCAACCCUCCCCACGACCCGUUCUACUCGUCCCCGUUCGGACCGUUCUACCGGAGACAUUCGCCGUAUAUGGUGCAACCUGAGUACCGAAUCUAUGAGAUGAACAAACGCCUACAGUCCCGGACGGAGGAGAGUGAUAAUCUGUGGUGGGACGCCUUCGCUACUGAGUUCUUCGAAGAGGAUGCCACGUUGACCCUGUCCUUCUGCCUGGAGGAUGGACCAAAGAGAUACACCAUCGGCCGGACCCUCAUCCCUCGCUACUUUAGUACGGUGUUUGAAGGAGGAGUAACAGACCUCUACUACAUCCUCAAACACUCCAAAGAGUCCUUCCACAACUCCUGCAUCACGGUGGACAGUGACCAGUGCACCAUGGUCACCCAGCACGGCAAGCCCAUGUUUACCAAGGUGUGUACGGAAGGGCGUCUGAUCCUCGAGUUCGCCUUCGAUGACCUGAUGCGGAUCAAAACAUGGCACUUCACCAUCCGGCAGUAUCGUGAGCUCAUCCCACGCAGUGUCCUCGCCAUGCACGCCCAAGACCCUCAGCUCCUGGAGCAGCUCUCCAAAAACAUCACAAGGAUGGGUCUCACCAACUUCACCCUCAACUACCUCAGGUUGUGUGUCAUCCUCGAGCCCAUGCAGGAGCUCAUGUCCAGACACAAGACCUACAGCCUCAGCCCCAGAGACUGCCUAAAGACCUGCCUGUUUCAGAAAUGGCAGCGGAUGGUCGCACCUCCAGCAGGACACCCACAGAACUUCAAAACGGAGAUUUUCCCCACAAAUCACAAAAAAGAGCCCACUCGACAGACCACCACAAAGAGGAGAAAGAGAAAGAACUCCGCCAGUAGUGCGUCCAACAGUAGCCUAGGCAACAGCGCAGGCAGCAAGAAACGAAGCCCAGCAAACAGCUUUAACCUGACCAGCCAGGUACCUGAUGUGAUGGUGGUGGGCGAACCCACUCUGAUGGGUGGGGAAUUCGGCGACGAGGACGAGCGUCUGAUCACUCGCCUGGAGAAUACACAGUAUGACGCAACUAACGGUCUAGAUGACGACGAUGACUUCACCAGCUCACCAGCGCUCGGCAACAAUAGCCCCUGGGCCAGUAAGCCACCCACGGGCCAGGACAGUAAACCCGAGAGCACGGCCUCACAGGCCUCACAGUAAAGAGACACCACUUGCAGUGCUGUCAGUCCUCCACCAGGGCAGCACUCUCUCCUUAUCUCUUUAGCUCUGUCUCUUUUCUCUCUUUGACCUCACUUGCUACCCCGAUGAUAUCAUUCUCAUGCCAUGGUGUCAAUGAAAUUGCCAAUUUUCACCAAGAAGAUUCCUUCUCCAUGCUUAGGGCGAACCUUUGGGAAGCUGAACAGACUUUGCCAGCAAAAGCUCAACAAUGGAUACUUUUAAAAUCAAAAAGUGAAAAAGAAAUGUCAGUCUUUAAAAACUCGAUUUUACCAGUUCUAAAUGCCUUGAAAUAAGGGAACCUGCAUUUGUGUGUGAGAUGGUUUUGGGACAAAAUCAGCCCAUUUUUCAGCAUAUAAACUAUAGGUGGUCACCAAGGUAGCAAUACAUCUCCAUGGCGACUGCAGUUUUUAAUGGAACUGGACAACAGCCAAUCACUGAAGAGAUGGUUACUGUUGGUGGCCCUCUCAUUGGAGAGCUACUGAACUCCAAAGGCAGCCUCUGAGACCAACCUCUGCACAUUUAAAUAGUUUAAGGUUCACUUGUAUUUUUUUUAUUCCUCUACAUUUUCAGCUUGCAUUCCUUCAAAACGUUGCUUCUACAAAGACAGUCCUUAUCUUUAGCUUGCAUUGAAGCAGAGAAAAGCUUCUACAAUUGUGUAAUUUACAGUUGUAAUUUAACACCCCCAAAACUCACU